GGGACCCCGGGUCCCGGGCUGAGGGCGCACGCUGGCCCCGACGCCCGGAGCGCGAAAAAAUACAGAGGCGUAUUCCAGAGUUGACUGUUGAUGGCAUAUACAGUUAGAGGGUGCUUAUUGGCACUUAUUUUUAUCAUCAUGUUGCUGUUGGUUAAGGCAAAAAUAGAUGUGUGUAAGAGAGGAGAUGUGACUGUGAAGCCUUCCCAUGUCAUUUCCCUUGGAUCAGCUGUCAAUAUCUCGUGCUCUUUGAAGCCCAAACAAGUCUGCUCGCCAUAUUCCCGUUUUAACACGUUAAUCCUCUACCAGUUCCACAGAAGAAUCCGUUUUCAGCGUGGUGACUCUCUCAGUUCUCAAGUCACAGAUCUUCCCCUGGGUACAACUCUGUUUGUCUGCAAACUGGCCUGUGGCAGUAGUGACGAGAUUCAAAUAUGUGGGGCAGAAAUCUCAGUUGGUGUUGUUCCAGAACAGCCUCAAAACUUAUCUUGCAUACAGAAGGGAGAACGUGGGACAGUGGCCUGCACCUGGGACAGAGGUCGGGACACGCACCUGUACACGGCAUAUACUUUACAGUUAAAUGGACCAAAAAACUUAGCUUGGCAGAAGCAAUGUAAUGAUCAUUAUUGUGACCAUUUGGACCUUGGAAUCAACCUAACCCCUGAGUCGCCUGAAUCCAGUUACACAGCCGAGGUUACUGCUGUCAACAGUCUUGGGAGCGCUUCUUCACUUCCAUCUACAUUCACGUGGCUGGACAUAGUGAGGCCUCUUCCUCCAUGGGACAUCAGAAUCAAAUUCGUAAAUGCUUCUGUGAGCAGAUGUACCCUUCAGUGGAGAGACGAGGGGCUGGUGCUACUCAAUCGACUCAGAUAUCGGCCCAGCAACAGCAAGUCCUGGAAUACGGUUAAUGCUACAAAUGCCAGAGGAAGACAUGAUUUGCUGGAUCUGAAACCCUUUACAGAAUAUGAAUUUCAGAUUUCCUCUAAGCUGCAUCUUUAUAAAGGUAGCUGGAGUGAUUGGAGUGAACCAUUGAGAACACAGACACCAGAGGAAGAGCCUACUGGGAUGUUAGAUGUCUGGUACACGAAACAGCACUUUGACUACAAUAGACAACAGAUUUCUCUUUUCUGGAAGAAUCUGAGUGUAUCAGAGGCAAGAGGAAAAAUCCUCCACUAUCGGGUGACCUUGCAGGAGGUGGAAGGGGCGACAGCCACACUACAGAACAUCACAGAACACACCUCCUGGACCUGGGUCAUUCCCAGAACUGGGAACUGGGCAGUGGCUGUGUCUGCAGCGAACUCAAAAGGCAGCUCUCUGCCCACUCAUGUUAAUAUAUCGGACCUAUGUGGGGCAGGGUUGCUGGCUCCUCGCCGGGUCUCUGCAAACUCGGAGGGCACGGACAACAUUAUGGUGACGUGGGAGCCUCCCAGCCAGGCUGCCCCUGCUGUCCAGGAGUACGUGGUGGAAUGGGGGGAGCGCCAUCCAGGGCGCAGCGUGCAGACCCCUCCAAACUGGCUGCGGAGUCCUCCCUCCAACAUGUCUGCUCUGAUUGCAGAGAACAUAAAGCCCUACACCUGUUAUGAAAUCCAAGUGCAUGCGCUGUCAGCGGACCAGAGAGGCUGUGGCUCCACCAGAGGCAACUCUAAGCACAAAGCCCCACUGAGUGGCCCCCACAUUAAUGCCAUCGCGGAGGAAAAGGGCAGCAUUUUAAUUUCAUGGGACGAAAUUCCAGCCCAGGAGCAAAUGGGCUGCAUCCUCCAUUACAGGAUAUACUGGAAGGAACGGGACUCCGAUUCCCAGCCUCGACUUUGCGAAAUUCCCUAUAGGGUUUCCCCAAAUUCCCAUCCCAUAGACAGCCUGCGGCCCAGAGUGACAUACAUCCUGUGGAUGACAGCUCUGACGGCUGCUGGCGAAAGCCCCCGAGGAAAUGAGAGGGAAUUUUGUCUGCAAGGUAAAGCCAAUUGGAGCGCAUUUGUGGCACCGAGCAUUUGCAUUGCUGUCAUCAUGGUGGGCAUUUUCUCAAUGCGUUACUUCCGGCAAAAGGUGUUUGUUCUCCUGGCAGCCCUCAGACCUCAGUGGUGUAGCAGAGAAAUUCCAGACCCAGCGAAUAGCACUUGGGCCAAGAAAUACCCGCUUGUGGAGGAGAAGACACUGCUGCCCUUGGACAGGCUCCUGACAGACUGGCCCACUCCUGAAGAACCUGAGCCCCUGGUCAUCAAUGAGGUUCUUCAUCAAGCGACCCCAGUCUUCAGACAUCCCCAUCGCCCCAAGUGGCCAGACAAGGGACAAGGAGUCCAAGGUCACUACACCUCUGGGGAAGAUGCAGCGUACAGUGCCUCAAGCCCACCACCUGCAAGAGCCCUCACAGCCGAGACAGGACAACUAGCGAAUCUGUACAAGGUGCUGGGGAGCAGGAGCCCCGACGCAAAGCCGGGAAACCCAGCCAGCCCCUUGACAGUCCUCCCGGUGGACUACCUUCCCACCCACGAGGGCUACUUACCCUCCAACAUGGACUAUCUCCCUUCACAUGAGGCUCCUGUAACCCACCCUCUGGGGGAACCAGAGCCGCAGCACAUCUCUCUCUCUGUUUUCCCCUCAAGCUCCCUUCACCCGCUCACCUUCUCCUGUGGUGAGAAGCUGACUCUGGAUCAGUUAAAGAUGGGGUGUGGCUCCCUCAUGCUCCGAGUGGAGAAGCUUGAAGCUUGGAACGUCGAUGUGCCCCCAGCCAGCACAGCAUGCCCCAUCUAGUGACACAGCAGUCCCCUGCUCCAGUGUCAUCACCCCUGCGUGCUACCAUCAGGUCUGCUUGCAGCUAGAGGGCAAGCAAGCUUGCUCAGGGUGACUCAGGAACUGAGAGUUGGAUCUAACCCAGAUACCUCACUUGCCUUCUCCAGAGCCUGAAGGUUACAUCCUCCACCAUGUGGACCUAGAGACUCCAAUCAGGGUUCCUACAACUUUCUGGGCUAUGCUGGCCAGAAAGCGGAAAGGAGAGGGUGGAAACCAAAACUCUUACCAGCAAUGGCAACCAGUCCAGAGGGCCAUUCAUGCAACAACUAUUUAUAAAGCAGCCACUCUAUACCAGGACUUAUGUCAGGAUCAGUGCUGUCCAACAGGCCUUUCUGAGAUAGAAACGUGCUCUGUAUGUCUGCACUGUUCAAUACAGUAGACACUAACCACAUUAGCUAUUGACCACUUCGCAAUGUCUCUAGUAUGACUGAGGAACUGAAUUUUUAUUAUAAUUAAAAUAGUCACACAUGGAUAGUGACUACCGUAUUGGAGAACACGGCUCUAGAUGAUGGAUAUACUAGUGAGUUACAAGGAAGCUUCAGAACAGAUCAAUUUAGUUUUACAGAUGAGGCUAUAAAAGACCCUGAUGAACACCAAUACAAGGGCUCCCAAGAUGGUCAUGACUGUCCUUAUUUGUGGAAGCCUAAGAAUGUAAUUUUUCCUAAUUUUGCUAGCUUAUUUUGCCUUCAUCCUUUCGGUGAAGAGCAGCCUGAUGGUGGAAAGCUACUGUAAACCCACCAUAGGACCCUGGCAAGCAGCCUCCCUUUCCAAAAUCUGAUGUCUUAUAAAGGAGGGGCCCACAGGCUCUCUGGCCCCUUGUGUUUCCUCCUCUUUCUGCUGCAGCAGGUGCUGCCUUCAGCACCAGGGCUACCUCAGGGUCUAAGACCCAAACCACCAAGGUUGCACUCAAAAGUCGUCCUCUUCUCCCAAAGGCAUCUGCUUUCCCUCCUCAGAAAGACUGAGCCGGUCCUCAGAGAGCUCAAGUUGAGCCUGGAAGAUAAUUCUCUUCUCCCCAGCACGAACUUGGAACGUGAUAUAUGUUCUAGUCCUUUAAAUCUGUGGCCCCUGGCUUGUCACUCUCCUCUAGCCCAUCCCUGCCUCCAUCCCUUCACUAUAGGCACUUCUGCUAAGUUGGUGGGGCAAGAGUCUUGGCUAAAUGCUAAUAGUACUCUUCCCAAAAUAACAGGAUGAGAGGCCCAAGAACCUUUUGCUUAAAUCCCCGUCAAGCCUGGGGCCUACCCUCUACUGCCAUCCCACCCAAACACUGGAACUGAGGCGGCUUCGGUUUAUCAGAUGUCCCUCAGAGCUCUAAAAGUUGAGGCGAUGAACAUUUGCUCUGCU
Ceratotherium simum simum (southern white rhinoceros) is the source of this 4122-nucleotide messenger RNA. The record is from RefSeq and is a predicted model, not a curated record. NCBI's taxonomy places the organism in Eukaryota, Metazoa, Chordata, Mammalia, Perissodactyla, Rhinocerotidae.